AUUUGCACAUUCGAUCAUACGACGCAUUUCAAUGUCUGUUGUAAUAAAUGAAUAGUUUUUAACGAAAGGGGGAUAUUUUGCAUAAUGAUCCGAUAUUUUUGGAACCUGUAGAAUUGCCUUGAUUGCUUUUGAUCUAAAUCGAUUAAUUUGGAGAGAGCAUUUCACUACUCACACUCCAAACUGUCAAAUUGGAUGACAGAUGAAUUUGGCGCUAGAACAUAACCACUUGUUCGCAAGCUUGUGUUAGCUCACAGGUGAACCGAACUGAUUUGUGCAUUGUUAAUUCGUUUGGAUAGAUUAAACGGGAUAAAUCAACAGCAACAGGAACACCAUGGCAAAUGCAAACAAAGAGCCGACUGUAUCGUACGUCAAAUUCCAGUUUGAUGUACCAAAGGUUAGUGCAUUGGAUAAAUGUUUUUCACCCGAAUUCGUCGUCCGAGGAACACCAUGGAAAGUUGGAAUUUACAAAAGCCGCUAUAGCAGUGAAAAUUGGCUUGCCGUUUCGUUAAUCUGCGCCAACACACACAACUCCCCAGAUUGGUCACACAUUGCGUACGCAUCAAUCGAAUUGCUUUCGUUCGGUGGCAAGCAAAAUGCACGCAAAAUGUACACGUCACCGUUUGUUUUUAAUCACAACGAAACUGAAUGGGAUCGCUGGCUACUGAAAUGGAGUGAUUUACUUGAUGUGGCAAAGCAAUACGUGAGCAAUGACACAAUCAGUGUCAAAAUCGAAAUAAUCGUCGCCGAUCCGAAUGAUGCGAACAAAAGCCAAUUGGUUUUCGAGGAUAUUGGUGCAAGUGGUGCUGAACGGCGAUCCAUGAAGUGCCAAUUGACCAUCACAAAUGCCGACAGCUUGUUGGCAGUUCGUUCACCACAAAUUACAUUCCAAAAUGCACCGUGGUUCUUGGUUGUGUUCAAAGACCAUAAGAAUGAAUACGGUAUUCGUUUGGAAUGCAGAAAUCUCGAACAUCCCGAAUUUACAGCUGAUGUCAAAAUGUCGGUCAAGUUGUUAGCUGGAAUCGGAGGGAAGUCAAUCGAGCAAACCAAGACGAAAAAAUUCAAGUUCAAUCAAAAUUUGGCCAUAAAAUCAUUUGCAUCACAGGUUGAUGUGUUCAAUCGACAAAAGGGGCUUAACAAGGGAAAAGCGAUUGUGAUUGAGGUUGUACUAGAGCCAAAUCAAUCAUUGUGUGGUGUUGACACAAAUGCAAAUAACGUACCAACCCAACGAUUUGAAUUGGAAUGCGCUAUUUGCUUGCAACGUUUCCAGGGUCAAGAUGUCUCAUUCACACCGUGCGGUCAUCUUUUCUGCGAGGAAUGCAUCAAAAACACCGUCAAGCUCCGUAAAACAUGCCCAGUGUGUAGAACCCGCGUCACCAUGAACCAAGUGAAACGGGCCCAUUUGCCAUACUCAAACUAAGCGAAACAAUUCACAUGAUCCAACCGUUCCCAUCAAUGAUCGGCCAGAGCCAACAAUGAUGAUCCAGCUGCUAGAAGCGAAAAUUGGCUAGAGCCAUUAGCAUUGCAUGCAUCAAACCAUGUUAAUCGCAACAUAACCAUACAUUUUAUCAUUACCGUCAUGUGUCAUGCGAAACAUCACAGUUUUUAUACGUAUUCUGUUCGUUGCUAGUCAACAUUGUUAUUUAAAUUUAUGAGAAGAUUGUGUAAAAAAGGCAAUUUGGAUAUAAGUGAAGAAUACUUUAAGGUACAAAUACAACAUUUUUAUCAGUGACUAGAGUCAAAGAUCGUCAAUUUUCAUGAGACUAGAGUAACAAAUAUAUUCGGAUGCACAUAUCUUAGUGUUUUAGUUGGAUAUUAAAAAAAUUCCUCAGAACUUUAAACAUAUUCUUCAUCUGUAUGACAAUAAAAAAAGAUUUAAAUUCAAACGACAUCUGAUGAUAUACUAAUAA
Molecule: messenger RNA, 1907 nt
Organism: Sitodiplosis mosellana (orange wheat blossom midge)
Lineage: Eukaryota; Metazoa; Arthropoda; Insecta; Diptera; Cecidomyiidae
Exons: 3
Coding region: 332-1417 (361 amino acids)
Molecular function (GO): protein binding
Source: RefSeq, a predicted model, not a curated record